ACAGCCUGAGACUGAGUAAUUCCUGCCAAACAGCAUCCAGUCUGAUGAGAGCAGUGUAACAGGAGCAUAGCUCAGCAGCGCUGUCUGGGGUAGCAAAGAUUGGAAUAGCAGAAAGUAGCACAGACUGGAGCAUAGGGAAUAGCACAGACUGGACUAGCAGAGGUUAAUACAGACUGGAAUAGCAGGAUUAUACUACAAAUUGGAAUAGCAGAGAACAGCACAGACUGGAAUUGAAGACACCACAAACUGGAAUAGUAGAGGGCACUCAGAAGCAAAAUCUGUUACAAGAGGGGACAACUCAUCAGGACAGCCUGUUACAGGAGGGACAGGCCAGCAGAACAGUCUGUAACAAGAGGGGACCCUCCAGCAACACAACCUGGGAUUACAGCCUAUCCUGAGCAGGACACUGAGACUCAGGCCAUCACGCAGCAAGGUUGAAUAUUAAAGAAAAUUGAUUUACUGGGAACGGAAGGGGUAACAACCAUGAAUGACGUGGCACAAAAGACAGAGAUUCUGCUUUCUACAUCUAAGCCUGUCCAAAAAACGUACGUCCCAAAAAUUGGCAAAGGAGAUGUAAUGAAUAAAUUUGAAGCCAUGCAGAAAGCCAGAGAGGAGCGGAGCCAGCGGAGAUCGAGUGACGAAAAACAACGGAGGAAGGAACAGUACAACAGAGAGAGGAUACUCAACAAAAAAAAGCAAGAGAUGAAGGAAUUACUGGCAUCUGACGAUGAAGAGGAAAGUAACUCAAAACAAGUGGAAAAGGGAUUUGUUCCAAAGCUGACAGGAACAGUUAAAGGAAAAUUUGCAGAAAUGGAGAAGCUCAGGCACGAAGAAGAGAAAAAGAGAAUGGAAGAAGAAAGAAAAAGAAGGAUGGAACAAGAUUUGAAGGAGAAGAAAAAGAUACAGCGAGAACUGGCCAAGAAAGCAGAGAUGAUUGAUGUCAUUAACUGUACUGGAAGUGGCUCGGAAAUGGAGGAAGGAACUGAGGAAGUGGCUGAAGUAGCCACAACAGUGACAAUAAACAGAUCCCCAGGGAAAAUAAAUGUCAAUUUUGAAGAUAUAGAAAGAGAAAGGGAAGAAGAAGAGACGCAAAGACGAGAAGAAGAAAAAAAGAAGCGAUACGAUGAGCAUAGGCGGUCAUUCAGGGAAGCUAAAAGACGUUCCACUGCCAUGGAUGAAACUGAGACUCAGGACAAGAAGACAAAGGAGAAUUUAACACCUGGCAAACUGAAAAUGACAUUCGAAGAGCUAGAAAAAGAAAGACAGGAGCAGAAAAAAAGGCACGCGGAGGAAGAGGCCCGUCUUCGUUUAGAAGAAGAGAGACGAGCGUUUGAAGAAGCAAGACAAAAUAUGGGGACUGAGGAUGAUGAAGACAGGUCAAUGGACAUGUACAAGGAGGAAUUUCGGCCAGGCAAACUGAAGUUGAGCUUUGAGGAAUUAGAGAGACAGCGGAAAGAAGAAGAGAAAAGGAAAGCAGAGGAGGAAGCAAGACGCAGAAUAGAAGAAGAAAAAAUGGCAUUUGCUGAAGCGAGAAAGAACAUGGCAUAUCAGGAAGAAGAUGAAGAAAGUUUACCAGAAACCUCAAAAGAGUUCAUGCAGACCGGGAAGCUAAAGCUGAGUUUUGAAGAGCUGGAGAGGCAGCGACAAGAAGCUGAGCACAGGCGGGCAGAAGAAGAAGCACGCAGGCGGCUGGAAGAGGAGCGCAGGCAGUUUGCAGAAGCCAGAAAGAACAUGCAUGCAGAUCCAGAUAGCAUUCAUCUCGCUGUGGAGGGCUGUGAAAUGGACAGUAAUGACACAUGCAAAGAACCAGAUGAAGAUAGUCUUCCACUCAGUAAAACUAUUUCUCAGGAGUCUCUGACACCAGGCAAACUGGACAUUAAUUUUGAGGAAAUGCUGAAGCACAAAAUGGAUGAAGAGAAAAGGCUCAUUGAAGAAGAAAGAAAACAAAAACUGGAAAUGGAAAAACAAGAAUUUGCUCAAUUACGAGAGGAGAUGGGAGAGGAUGAAAUAAAUGAAAGCAAUGAAGUUAUAAGUACUGAAUAUGAAGAACUGUUUAAACUGAAAAGAACUGGCACCAUUAAAGCUAAAAACUUGAAAAGUAAAUUUGAGAAAAUUGGAAAACUGUCUGAAGAAGAAAUACAGAAAAAAAUAGAAGAAGAGAGAUUGCGUAGAAAAGCAACAGAUCAGGAACUGAAAGAGAGGGAAGCGGAACAUUUCCACGAGGAUGAAGAUGUUGAUGUCAGACCAGUUGUAAGAAGUCAUGCUCCAUUUUCACACAAAGUUAACAUGAAAGAGCGGUUCGAGCAAAUGGCCCGGGCAAGGGAGUUAGAGGAGCAGAGAAGAAUCGAAGAGCAAAAAAUGCAACGGAUGCAAUUUGAACAGAAAGAAAUUGAUGCUGCCGUACAGAAGAAAAAGGACGAUGACGAUGAAGAGGAGGCUAGUGUUAAUGGCUCCCAGUACGAGGAUGAAGAUGUGGCUCGCUCUGGAGCACCUUGGUUUAAGAAACCCCUUAAAAACAUGUCGGUUGUCGAUGGGGAGCCAGUAAGAUUCACAGUUAAGGUCGAAGGAGAACCCAAACCCACAGUCACAUGGUGGUUCGAAGGUGAAAUGCUGCAGGACUGUGAAGACUAUCAAUACAUUGAAAGAGGGGAAACAUAUUGUCUUUACCUACCUGAAACAUUUCCAGAAGAUGAAGGGGAAUAUAUGUGUAAAGUUGUGAACAGCAGGGGCACCGCUGCAAGCAGCUGCAUUCUCAGUAUAGAAACUGAUGACUAUUAACAACCUGCUUUUCUGGAGACCACCUUUUCUGACUCUCAUUGCAUCCUCCCUUUCUUCAGUGGGCCAAGACAAAGGAGACACUCGGCUAUGUAUGCCAGUCCUGUAAAACACAAAGGCAGCCUUACAAUGCAAGUCUGGCCGAAGUCAUGCUAAAUAAGCUCUGGACUGCGAUGCACAGGCUAUAAAGGCGAAUAUGCCACCUAAAAACACAAGGCAGAGAGGGGAGUGUUACAUGUUAACAUGUCUGAAAACUUAUAUAAUUUUGAAAAAAGAAAAAAAGCUUGUGUUUGAUUUGUGCCAAGACUUUUUAUUGGGUUUGAAUGAAAUUCUAUGUUAAUGCCUUGUUUGUCAGGUUAUAUGUUUCACUGCAAAGUCUUUUCCAAUAAAAA
Messenger RNA from Pelobates fuscus (common spadefoot toad), 3167 nucleotides. It is a transcript of the gene NEXN, whose product is annotated as nexilin F-actin binding protein. Gene Ontology annotation, biological process: mitochondrial fusion. The record is from RefSeq and is a predicted model, not a curated record. NCBI's taxonomy places the organism in Eukaryota, Metazoa, Chordata, Amphibia, Anura, Pelobatidae. Bases 484 to 2778 code for a protein of 764 amino acids. The transcript is spliced from 16 exons.